CUGCUGGUCUGGGCGCCCGUGCUCCGGUGCGCCCUGGCGGAUUUCACCCUCGAGAACGAAGUGCAUUCGAGUUUCAUCCACAGGAGGCUCCGGAGCCAGGAGCGCCGGGAGAUGCAGCGGGAGAUCCUGUCCAUCCUGGGCUUGCCGCACCGGCCGAGGCCCCAUCUGCACGGCAAGCACAACUCCGCGCCCAUGUUCAUGCUGGACCUCUACAAUGCCAUGUCGGUGGAGGAGGAGGGCGCCGGCGGUGGCGCCGGCGACGAGGGCUACUCCUACCCUUACAAGCCCAUCUUCAGCACCCAAGGGCCACCCCUGGCCAGCCUGCAGGACAGCAACUUCCUCACCGAGGCCGACAUGGUCAUGAGCUUCGUGAACAUGGUGGAGCACGACAGGGAGUUAUUUCACCAGCGCAGCCGUCAUCGCGAGUUUCGGUUUGAUCUUUCCAGAAUCCCUGAGGGUGAAGUGGUGACUGCAGCAGAGUUCCGGAUUUACAAGGACUACAUCAGAGAACGUGUUAAUAAUGAAACUUUCCAGAUCAAAGUCUACCAGGUCCUUCAAGAACACCCAGGAAGGGAUUCAGAUUUGUCCUUACUUGACACUCGGACAAUAUGGGCUGCAGAAGAAGGUUGGCUGGUGUUUGACAUUACAGCAACUAGUAACCACUGGGUGGUAAACCCACAACACAACCUUGGCUUGCAGUUAGCGGUGGAGAGCACAGAUGGACAAAGCAUCAACCCUACGUUGGCUGGUCUUAUUGGGAGACACGGCCCACAGAACAAGCAGCCCUUCACGGUGGCCUUCUUCAAAGCUACAGAGCUGCAUCUCCGUAGCAUCCGUUCUGCAGGAGGCAAACAGCGAAACCAGAACCGCUCCAAGACACCAAAGAACCAAGAAAGCUUUCGGGUGUCCAAUCUUGGAGAGAACAGCAGCAGCGACCAGAGGCAAGCCUGCAAGAAACACGAGCUCUAUGUCAGUUUCAGGGAUCUUGGCUGGCAGGACUGGAUCAUUGCUCCAGAAGGUUAUGCUGCAUAUUAUUGCGAAGGAGAAUGCGCCUUCCCAUUGAACUCUUAUAUGAAUGCUACAAACCAUGCUAUUGUACAAACACUGGUUCACUUUAUAAACCCGGAGACUGUGCCGAAACCCUGUUGCGCCCCGACUCAGCUCAACGCCAUCUCAGUCCUCUACUUUGACGACAGCUCCAACGUCAUUUUGAAGAAGUACCGAAACAUGGUGGUACGAGCCUGCGGCUGCCAUUAAAUACACCCCGCUGGGAAAGCUGCACAUGGCUUGCAAAAUGUGCAGGAUAUGUCAUUGUCGUCGUUUUUCCAACACGGAUCAUUAAAGAAAAAGAAAAGAAAACCUUCUUUGAGAAUAUGCUACAGUUCUUAGGAAUAACAUUUCCGAAGGGGCCAAAGAGUCAGGAAAGUGUUUCCAAAAGUGGCGUUUUGAGCCAAAUUUGGCUUUAGCUUGCAAACUGAGCAUUGUUCUACAAACCGAUGCACAAUGAAAAUAAGGACCAAGGAUCAGUGAUUAACAGGUCCAAACUUCUGUAAGGCGAGUGAAACCUGUCUGAAAUUCUUUUGACAAGAGGAACUUUUAAGAAAAAGCCAUCUGUGGUGACAAACAUGCUUGCGUGUGUGCGUGCGUGCGUGCGUGCUCAUGCACAUUCACAAAGGUUUAUAGAAGCUACUUUUAGAGAAAUCAAUUGUUUGAAAUAAAAUGAGUGAAUGAGGUUGCCUGAAUGAAACAGAGAUUCUGUUUAAACUACUAGGGAUCUUGAUUUUUUCAUUUUCAUGGAGAUUUCCAACUUCCCAUGGCAUUACAUGUUUGGGAUGGUUCUUUGCCGAAGCGGUUGUGCAGUUUUUGCAAAUCAGAUCCCAGUUGUGCAUGUAGUAUCUGCAGCUGUGCACCAUGUUCCCCAUACAGAAGCACAGUCAGCCCGUACCAAUCCAAGAAUCAUGUGUACAUGCACAUUGGGCAUAAUUGUGCAUCAUGUUCCCACCCAAACACGUGAGAGCAGUAGAAACUGCAUGUGAAUCUGACUCUUGGUUGCCUAUAUUGAGUGCAAUUGACUUAAUUGUGCAAAAGCUUGUGCAAUUAAGCCACCACUCUGUUUUGCUGGGUGUUGGGCAUUUUUUUGUUUUGUUUUUUACAAUAAAAUUUGCUGUAAAUUGAGAAUGCAAUUUGCAAAUCUGUAUCCUGGUCUCUCAACGCUUAGCCACAGCAGGGAACAUGCAGUUUUCACUUCGGAAACAGAAAAUCAUCAUUAGCAUCCCUAAAAUUUCAUUUGGUUCAUUCCAUCUUCAGAGGCUUAGAGAAGAAUCCAAGCCUCCAAAACAUUGAACCUUUGUAUGUGCUUGGUAGAGGAAUUUUUAUAUUUCUGAAGAGCAGCCCAACGCACUCCCAUCCUGGUUCCACAAUGCUGGUUUGGAUCCUCCCCAUGUCAGGGAUGGGAGAACUUCCCAUAUGACUGUUAUGUGAGAAGCUAGCAAAGCUGCAGUUAAAUCAUUAUUGAAUUGGAAAGCUGUAUCCAGUAGCUUCCCACAGUGGCCAAUACCUUAUUGAUGUGGAUGACGAUAUGGGCAGAUCAAAUGCCAAACUGGGAGGGACUGCAACACUCUGUAGAACAGCCUUCCCCAACCUUGUGCCCUUCAGAUGUGUUGGACUACAACUCCCUGCUGGGAGUUGUAAUCCAACACAUCUGGAGAUCACCAAAUUGGGGGAGACUGGUGUAGAGGAUAGAUCACACAUUGGGGCUGUUCACAUAACAUGCUAACCCACACUCGGUGGUUGAGUGUGGGUUGUUUAAUCAUAUGUUAGCGGGUUGUCUGAACUCAGGGUAUUUUCUGCAGGGUGUCUUAACCAUGCAGUGUGGUUUAUUUUUCAAGAACAAGCCACCUUUAGAACCUAUGGUUGUUGGGUUGUUCAGGGUGGCUAACAAGCUACCCUGCAGUAAAUCCCUUGGGUUCAGACAACACACUAACCCACGGUUCAGCAACAAUGAAUGUGGGUUAGUGUGUUGUGUGAACAGCCCCUGAGUGUAGGUUAGCAUGUUGUAUGAACCCAGUUGUUCAGAAGUAUGAGCUUGGAAGAGAAUUCUAUUCAGAAAAACCCAAUGCCCAGAUGGUGAGAAAUUGGACAGGCACUGGCAAUUCUAAGACAGAUUUAGGGACUUUCGUGGGUAACAAAUUGAGCACAAGUCCACAAGCUAAGAUAAAUGUCAUUUUAGCUUCCACCAACAAGGAGAAUUGCUUCCAAAACUAGUGAUGUGUUGGUGCUCCUAUGCUAAGCAAAGGUAUGUCCACACUUGAAGCACUGUGUUUAUUUUGUGCUGCCACUGUUCAAAAGGGGUCUGUGUGUUUCUUCGACACAUUUGGAAAGUUUCAAGUAGAAAGCAGCAAAGAAAAGUAUUUAGAAAGGAAGGCUAAAGGAAUUGGGCUUGUGGCAUUGCUAGGGAUGAUUAUGAAAGGGGUUGAACAUAAACCAGCAAGUGUAACAUGCCAUUAUAUAAACUUUUGGUGAGGCCACAUUGGAAACACCAUGUGCUGAUCUGAUUGUCUCGUCUCAAAAAGGAUGUCAUAGAGUUGGAAAACAUGUAGGCAAGAGCAACCCAAAUGAUCAACAGAGUGGAGCACUUUGCUUACAAGGAAAGGUUAGUGCAGCUACAAUUAGCAUGUGGCUGGGGAUGAUGGGGAUUGCAGUACAAAAUACUGGAGGCCACCAGGUUGGGAAGUCUGGAAUAGAGCAUUUGAAGCUUUUAAAUCGGGGG
This is a messenger RNA of Elgaria multicarinata webbii, 3769 nucleotides long. It is a transcript of the gene BMP7, whose product is annotated as bone morphogenetic protein 7. Gene Ontology annotation, biological process: BMP signaling pathway. Gene Ontology annotation, cellular component: extracellular region. The transcript has 7 exons. Gene Ontology annotation, molecular function: growth factor activity; cytokine activity. The coding region runs from base 112 to 1257 and encodes 381 amino acids. NCBI's taxonomy places the organism in Eukaryota, Metazoa, Chordata, Lepidosauria, Squamata, Anguidae. The record is from RefSeq and is a predicted model, not a curated record.